Messenger RNA from Cercocebus atys (sooty mangabey), 3260 nucleotides. It is a transcript of the gene FZD8, whose product is annotated as frizzled class receptor 8. Bases 845 to 2512 code for a protein of 555 amino acids. Lineage: Eukaryota; Metazoa; Chordata; Mammalia; Primates; Cercopithecidae. Gene Ontology annotation, cellular component: plasma membrane. The record is from RefSeq and is a predicted model, not a curated record. Gene Ontology annotation, biological process: non-canonical Wnt signaling pathway; canonical Wnt signaling pathway. The transcript is spliced from 3 exons. Gene Ontology annotation, molecular function: Wnt receptor activity; Wnt-protein binding.
UUGGGCGAAGGGCGCUGCUCCCGCCGAGGAGGAGGAGGCGGCGGCGGCGGCGGCGGCGGCUGGGCGCGGGCCGCGCCACUCAGGUGUCCGCUCCGCCUUCCGGUCUGGAUUUGCUCCUGGGUGUCCAGCAGGAAGGAGACUGCGUGCGCCUCGCCCGACUGCGGACGGAGCGCGGCGCUGACUUUUCCUGGUGGCGGGGGUCGGUCUGUCCAGGGGGCUGACGGACGAAGGACGGACGCCGGAGAAAGAGGGCGGCGGCCUGGGCCGAGGCGGGUCCCCAACUCCGGCGGCGGCGGCGGCGCGGCCUUGGGGGCGGGCAUGAGCCCCCGGGGGCUAAGCGGUGGCCUCCAGGGCUGACCCGGCGCGGCGAACGGCCGGGCCCAGCCAUCUUGACUGCGCACCGCGGCCCGAGAGGAAACUUGCAGCGCCGCCGCCCUCUGUGCCCGGCGGAGUCACCGCCGCCCAGCGCGGCGGGGAGAAGUGGUCGGGCGCGCGGAGAGGAGGCGAGCGAGCGCGGGACGAUGAGCCGAAGCCCGGACGCUCUGCGCCGCGAGGGCUGAGCGCGACCUGGGGCGAGCAGAGAGGACCUUCGGACUGUGGCGCGCGCCUGCGGCCGCCUUCAAAUCCCAGGAGCGGCGGAAAGGAGUGCGGAAGGGCCCUGCCGAGGCUGCGGACGCGCCCCUACGAGGGGCUAGAUUAUCAGCAGACUCUUCUCCCGGGCGAGGCAUAAGGGAGAUCCCAGAUCACCGGCUUUCCCCGUCUCCGGCUCUUUCGUGCCCCCUCCCCCCCGGCACCCUUCUGCGCGCCGCCUGGAGGGCGAGGGCACCGGGCCGAGGCGCACAGCAUGGAGUGGGGUUACCUGUUGGAAGUGACCUCGCUGCUGGCCGCCUUAGCGCUGCUGCAGCGCUCUAGCGGCGCGGCGGCCGCCUCGGCCAAGGAGCUGGCGUGCCAAGAGAUCACCGUGCCGCUGUGUAAGGGCAUCGGCUACAACUACACCUACAUGCCCAACCAGUUCAACCACGACACGCAGGACGAGGCGGGCCUGGAGGUGCACCAGUUCUGGCCGCUGGUGGAGAUCCAGUGCUCGCCCGACCUCAAGUUCUUCCUGUGCAGCAUGUACACGCCCAUCUGCCUGGAGGACUACAAGAAGCCGCUGCCGCCCUGCCGCUCGGUGUGCGAGCGCGCCAAGGCCGGCUGCGCGCCGCUCAUGCGUCAGUACGGCUUCGCCUGGCCCGACCGCAUGCGCUGCGACCGGCUGCCCGAACAGGGCAACCCUGACACGCUGUGCAUGGACUACAACCGCACCGACCUCACCACCGCCGCGCCCAGCCCCCCGCGCCGCCUGCCGCCGCCGCCGCCCGGCGCCCGGUGCCAGAUGCCGGCGCGCCCCAUGGUGAGCGUGUCCAGCAGCGCACCCUCUACAACCGCGUCAAGACAGGCCAGAUCGCCAACGCGCGCUGCCCUGCCACAGACCCCUUUCUUCAGCCAGACGAGCGCGGCCGUUCACGUCUUCUGCAUCGUGCCUGUGGCGGGCGGCCCGGGCGGGCGCGGCGAGUACGAGGAGCUGGGCGCGGUGGAGCAGCACGUGCGCUAUGAGACCACCGGCCCCGCGCUGUGCACCGUGGUCUUCUUGCUAGUCUACUUCUUCGGCAUGGCCAGUUCCAUCUGGUGGGUGAUCUUGUCGCUCACGUGGUUUCUGGCGGCCGGCAUGAAGUGGGGCAACGAAGCCAUCGCCGGCUACUCGCAGUACUUUCACCUGGCCGCAUGGCUCGUGCCCAGCGUUAAGUCCAUAGCGGUGCUGGCGCUCAGCUCGGUGGACGGCGACCCAGUGGCGGGCAUCUGCUACGUGGGCAACCAGAGCCUGGACAAUCUGCGCGGCUUCGUGCUGGCGCCGCUGGUCAUCUACCUCUUCAUUGGCACCAUGUUCCUGCUGGCCGGCUUCGUGUCGCUCUUCCGCAUCCGCUCAGUCAUCAAGCAGCAGGACGGCCCCACCAAGACGCACAAGCUGGAGAAGCUGAUGAUCCGCCUGGGCCUGUUCACCGUGCUCUACACCGUGCCCGCGGCAGUGGUGGUCGCCUGCCUCUUCUACGAGCAGCACAACCGCCCGCGCUGGGAGGCCACGCACAACUGCCCGUGCCUGCGGGACCUACAGCCUGACCAGGCGCGCAGGCCCGACUACGCCGUCUUCAUGCUCAAGUACUUCAUGUGCCUAGUGGUGGGCAUCACCUCGGGCGUGUGGGUCUGGUCCGGCAAGACGCUGGAGUCCUGGCGCUCCCUGUGCACCCGCUGCUGCUGGGCCAGUAAGGGCGCCGCAGUGGGCGGGGGCGCGGGCGCCACGGCCGCUGGGGGCGGUGGCGGGCCGGGGGGCGGUGGCGGCGGGGGGCCCGGCGGCGGGGGACCGGGCGGUGGCGCGGGCUCUCUCUACAGCGACGUCAGCACCGGCCUGACGUGGCGGUCGGGCACGGCCAGCUCCGUGUCUUAUCCAAAGCAGAUGCCAUUGUCCCAGGUCUGAGCGGAGGGGAGGCGGCGCCCAGGAGGGGUGGGGAGGGGGGCGAGGAGACCAAGUGCAGCGAAGGGACACUUGAUGGGCUGAGGUUCCCACCCCUUCACAGUGUUGAUUGCUAUUAGCAUGAUAAUGAACUCUUAAUGGUAUCCAUUAGCUGGGACUUAAAUGACUCACUUAGAACAAAGUACCUGGCAUUGAAGCCUCCCAGACCCAGCCCCUAUUCCUCCAUUGAUGUGCGGGGAUCUCCUCCCGCCACGCGUUAAUUUCUGUUGGCUGAGGAGGGUGGACUCUGCGGCGUUUCCAGAACCCGAGGUUUGGAGCCCUCCCUGGCUGCACUUGGCUGGGUUUGCAGUCAGAUACACAGAUAACACCUGGGAGAACCUCUUUUUCUCCCUCGACUCUCUUACGUAAACUCCCACCCCUGACUUACCCUGGAGGAGGGGUGACCGCGACCUGAUGGGAUUGCACGGUUUGGGUAUUCUUAAUGACCAGGCAAAUGCCUUAAGUAAACAAACAAGAAAUGUCUUAAUUAUACACCCCAAGUAAAUACGGGUUUCUUACAUUAGAGGAUGUAUUUAUAUAAUUAUUUGUUAAAUUGUAAAAAAAAAAAAAAAAAAAGUGUAAAAUAUGUAUAUAUCCAAAGAUAUACAGUGUGUACAUGAUUUUGUAAAAAGUUUAGAGGCUUACCCCUGUAAGAACAGAUAUAAGUAUUAUAUUUUGUCAAUAAAAUGACUUUUGAUAAAUGAUUUAACAA